Messenger RNA from Pogona vitticeps (central bearded dragon), 1647 nucleotides. RefSeq names its product potassium voltage-gated channel interacting protein 3 (gene KCNIP3). Gene Ontology annotation, cellular component: voltage-gated potassium channel complex; nucleus. The record is from RefSeq and is a predicted model, not a curated record. Gene Ontology annotation, biological process: regulation of potassium ion transmembrane transport; negative regulation of transcription by RNA polymerase II. Gene Ontology annotation, molecular function: RNA polymerase II cis-regulatory region sequence-specific DNA binding; calcium ion binding; potassium channel regulator activity. Lineage: Eukaryota; Metazoa; Chordata; Lepidosauria; Squamata; Agamidae.
AACUUGGCAUAGGAGAUGCUUCCUUUUGACAGGGAUGCUUCCUGGAGGACAAAGGCGGUGGGCCGCCCCUCCGUAGCACAGCUCCUUCAUCGGCAUCCUUUCGCGAGGCAGCCUCCGCAGCCUCCGGGGAAGCCCUUCAGGGGGAGAAACCACCACGGCUGGAUUUUGUAGGCUGAAGGGAGAGAGAGAGAAGGAAUCCUGGGCAGCCUGGCCCGUUGGGGGGGCCUAGAAUCGAGAUCGUGCUUGCCCGUGGCCCUGGCGGAGAUGUUUGACAACGUGGACGAAAACAAGGAAACCGACGGCAGCCUUUUGGGUGACCCGGGCCAGACUCCCCCUGGGAGGAAGGAGAAUGUGAAAUGGCAGCGGCCACGGCUCACGCGCAAGGCGUUGAUGAAAUGCUGCUUGGUGAAGUGGAUCCUCUCGAGCGCCGCUCCUCAGGGAUCAGACAGCAGUGACAGUGAGUUAGAACUCUCGACCAUCCGGCAUCAGCCAGAAGGCUUGGACCAGCUCCAGCUUCUGACCAAAUUUACCAAGAAGGAGCUUCAGUCCCUCUACAGAGGCUUCAAGAAUGAAUGCCCCAGCGGCCUGGUGGACGAGGAUACUUUCAAGCUGAUCUAUGCUCAGUUCUUCCCCCAGGGAGAUGCCACCAUGUAUGCCCACUUCCUGUUCAAUGCCUUUGAUAUAGAACGGAAUGGAGCCAUCCGUUUUGAGGAUUUUGUCAUCGGCCUCUCUGUCCUUCUGCGUGGAACGGUGCACGAGAAGCUGAGCUGGGCCUUCAACCUCUAUGACAUCAACAAGGACGGCUACAUCACCAAGGAGGAGAUGCUGGCAAUAAUGAAGUCCAUCUAUGACAUGAUGGGCCGCUAUACCUACCCUAUCUUGAAAGAAGACGCUCCCCUCGAGCACGUGGAAAAGUUCUUCCAGAAAAUGGACAGAAAUCAGGACGGCGUGGUCACGAUCGAAGAGUUUCUCGAGACUUGUCAAAAGGAUGAGAACAUCAUGAACUCCAUGCAGCUGUUUGAAAACGUGAUUUAGGAUGCUGGGAGCCCUGCCCCGUCUCUCCUGCUCCACCUGCCUCUUUGGCCUGCACUCGGACGGAGUUGUCUGUCCCUCUUGUGAAGCACACACACGUCUUUUGAAGAAAAGCCAGCCAACCAACUAACCAGAAACUUUUAAAAAAUAAGAAUAAUAAUAUUGAACACAGGGAAGAGGACACCAAAAAGGGAAAGAGCUGGCAUUUCCUUGUUGGUGGAUUCUCACCACUUAUAAUCCAGGAGCUGGAAGGAGAACGUGGAGGCAGGGGGUGGGUUAGUCCUCUCCAGGUAGGACAGAAGACCUUGUAAAAGACACGGUCCCUUAGCAGCCCCAGAGAGAGAGAAAGAGAGAGCAAUUUCCACCAGCCUGGCGUGGAAGGGGGAUGGCUUUUUGAGAGAUAAGGACACCCUUUCCCCUCCCCCUUGAUAAAAAAAUUAUGAUCCUCAAAUAUAUGGUCCCAGAAGAAACUUAAACUCUCUCCCCUGCAGUGUCCCAUCAUGCUCCUCUGUAGCCUGUUUCCAGAAGGAUUUGCAUGGAAUCAUGUCGACAUUGGUUGUGCGUCGUGUGGUAGGGCUCCCUCUGCUGCCGCCAGCUGGCUGGGCACAAGCAGUG